AAUCCAACAAGCAGUAGGGUGGGGAACCCUGUGAGGGCAAAGAUCGAUGCUCUGAAGAAAGACUUGAAGGCGGGGGUGUACUCAAGCGUUCACGGGUUUCUUCAGUCUUGGAAAAAAUGGAAAGACGUACCCAAGGACCUCCGAGCCGAUCUCAAAGCCCGCCAUCCGUACUACUUUAGACUGCUCGAACUUGCCGAGUCUUCCCCUGACUUUGAUCAUCCCGCGCCUCCCAACAUCGACAAGAAAUAUAAGCCAUCCACCAAUGAUUCUCCCAAAUCAUCAGGCGGCGUUGUGUCAGAGACGACCAAAAAGAGCAAGGGCAAACGACCUGCAACUGCUCCGCCCUCCGAAGAUGAGAGGAUGGCAGGAUCGGGGGAGAGCGACAGCGAUGCCCCAGUAACUCUGGCCCCGAGACACAAGAAACCAAAACCAACUAUUCGAGUCUCUGACACCGCUUCUUCUACGGAUGCUCCCGUCUCUUGCAUGUCUCCUCAGUGGGACUCGAACCCGCGAGAUAUCAGCCGCCUCCUUCGCAAUAUCCUAAGUAACCCCUCAUGGCGUCAAGUCUGCUUUCCUGAAAGUAAAGUCGCCGUGCCACAGGUAUACAAAGUAUACAGAGAUAUCUUCCUGCGAUCUUUCCGAUUUGAUCCGGCCAUGAAGGACGCGGAGAAAAAGGGGCUGGUCGCAAAGAUCGAAGGAAAUGGUGAAAAGUCGACGUGGGUUGCCACAGAGAAGUUUGGAAGGCAUGUGCACAACCCUGUGAGGGCUAAGAUAUCGGCACUAAAGAGAGAUUGGAAGGCGGGAGUUUAUACACCUCACUUUGAUCCGUCUUGGGAGAUUUGGCGGCAUGUUCCCGCGGGCUUGCGUAAUAGCUUGGAAGCCAAAUAUCCCUACUAUUUUGACCUUCUCCGACUCAUGCGGCCAUCCUCCAACCCCAGUCGCAAACAUCCUCUCGAUAACCGUCCUCCCACUUUGCUCACUGGCGUUGAGGGAGAAGCGAUUCAACUCGGCAAGAAGAGCAAGCGCACAGUCGCCCAUCCACCCCCAAAUUCUUACGAGAAUGAGGAUAUGCCGCGGGGGAUGAACGAUAGUCUGGCUCUAGACAACCAUCAAGCUCCUUCAUGCGUCCCCUUCGGCAUGGACCCUCCUCUGUGGUACCCAAACCCGAAAAGAACUGCCGACCUUCUUUACUUUAUCGGCAGGAAUGAUUCAUGGCGUCGCGCCAUCUUCCCGCAAAACAAUGUUACUUUAAACCCAGACAUAUACAAGGUGUACAUUGACAUCUUGCUGGAGUUUCGCCCGAGCGACCCAUUCUUGACGCAAGCGGAGGAAAAAGGUCUGGUCAGGAGAGUAGAGGGAGGCUGGGCUGCAAGAAGGAAAUUUGGAGCUCGAGUGGUGAAUCCAGUGGAAGUAAAGAUAUCGUCAGCGCAUUCAAAGCGGGCCGGUAUCAUUAUGAAUACGGAUUUCAAGAAUGAUCUCAAAGCUAAACACGCCUACUUCUUCAAGCUACGCGCACUCAUCCAAGGAUCCGACCCAACCGCCCUAUCCGGCAACGUCGACGUCGAGGAAGAGGCAGAGGUGAAGCGACCGGGAAAGGGUAAACGCGCAGCUGUCAAUCCACCCUCAUCGUCGUCUGAAGAUGAGGAUAUGGCAGAAGCAAGCGACAGAGACGACGAUGCCAAUGUGUCUCGAUUGUCAAAACGCAAGCACUCCUCCUCUCCCCUCCCGGUCCCUGUCUAUCGCAAGCGACGGCGCGUCCUUCCUCCCACUAGGUCUCACUACGGGUCAGAGUACUCCGAAGACAGCAGUGUUGUCUUUCUGGAACAGAGAGUAGCUCCAGGGGCAAGAGCGGAUACGGCUAUGGGAGUAUCCUCUUCCGAAGAAGGCGAGGAAGAAAGUGGAGGAGACGAGGAAGACGAUUGA
Cryptococcus wingfieldii CBS 7118 is the source of this 1923-nucleotide messenger RNA. RefSeq lists its product as hypothetical. The record is from RefSeq and is a predicted model, not a curated record. The annotation marks the transcript as partial. NCBI's taxonomy places the organism in Eukaryota, Fungi, Basidiomycota, Tremellomycetes, Tremellales, Cryptococcaceae. The transcript is spliced from 7 exons.